CUGCAGCCAAAGCAUGUGAGACAGACCAGGACAGAGGACGCUGUGUUCCCCGUAAGACAAAAAACUUUCAGCCUGAGAAAAUUACCGAUUCUCUCAUCGGGAGACAUUUUCUCAACUGGCCACUGUUCGUGACAGCUGUGCAGCUUCUUCUGCACAUCAAAGUCGCUGCAGCUGCACAAGCACAAGCUGAGGAGCGGCGUAGCCUGGCAGGGAACAGCCCAGGACCUACAACCAACACAUCCGCUAAACCUCAGAGCUGCAGGCCAGUUAUUGAUGGUGCCACAAUUAGAAUAGACGACAGACUUCGAGUGGCAAAGGAGAGGCGAGAGGAGGCAGAGAGACAACAGGCGUUGCGAGAAUCUGAUAUCAUGGAGCGGGAGCGCAAAGCCAAGCUACAAGUGGAGCGUCAGAUGGAGGAGCGUCAGAAAAAGGUUGAGGAGCAGCGUAAGAAGGAGGAGCAGAAACGAUUGGCUGCGGAGGAGAAGAGGAAGCAAAAACAGGAAGAGGAAAAGGAACACUAUGAAGCAGUGAUGCGCCGGACGCUGGAGCGCAGCCAGCGACUGGAGCAGAGGCAGAAGAGAUGGUCCUGGGGAGGACUGUCCUCCGACUCUGAUGGACGAACAGGAGACUCUGAUGCCAGCAUCUCAUCUCCAGUAACUAUAGUUAUCUCCUCUGCGUCACCAGAAAAGCCACCACGGAGUCAACCAGUGGACAAGCGCUCCACAUCCAUCAUGAACCUCAAACAGCCAUCUGAGGCUGGCAUCAGCAAACGCCUGUCCUCUUCCUCCGCCACCCUCAUCAAAUCUCCUGACAAAAGUGUUAAGGCGAGGAGUUCGUCUUGUAACCGGUUGCCUAGCAAUGGCAACGCUCCUCAGACCAGUAAGGAAGAUGGCAGAAAGCUGCAGGUGGAACAGACAGGCCGAUCUGUGAAGAAGAGAAGUUCCUCCCUCACUCGAGUAAGUGUGGGCAGAGCACAAACCCCUGCCAAGCCCGAUAAGGAGACGACUGAUGAUCAAGCUCGCAGGCAGCCGGCUAGCAUUGUGGAUGGAGGGGUCCUUAGUCGUCUGCUCACCCCCACCCAGGCCUCACUAGCUAGGAGCAAGAGCGCCGCCGCCCUGUCCGCUGAAGGAACAGAUGCUCCAGAGUGUCACAUGUGUCCUCGCUCAGCCUCUGCCAGUCCCCUGCACCCACCACGUGGACCCGUGCGCAGCCGCAGCAUUGACCGUCAGAAGAGCGGCAUGCCCACAUCGGUUUCAGCUGAUGGAGCUCUUGACCCAUCAAUGAAGGACAAGCAGGCAGCUUCUCAGGGGGGACAACGUCCCGCCUCUCCAUCAACUACCCUUGUACGCAACCGCUCCCCAUCACCAGCUCCAAAGGCAGCUCCAAAGAGGACCCCUUCCCCUGCUGCAAACAAACAAAGUCCCAGGAUGCGCCCACCCUCACCUGCUGCGAACAAACAACGCCCCCCAUCCCCACAGCCUACAUUAACCAAACCCCCACCCAUCCAGAAACCAGCUUUAACACCAACAGGACCAACAACUUUCAGAAAGAGAGACUCCAAGUCCAAAGACCUAGGUCCUGUCCAGGCUGUUGCUUCACAGUCCCCGGAAACCAACAAGACCAAAGACAAAGAUGACUCUAAAGGCUCAAUGGGCACCAACUCGGCCGCGGAGGCAGCCAAGAUCCUGGCAGAGAACCGCAGAUUGAUGCGGGAGCAGAAGGAGAGAGAGGAGCAACUGCGGAUACAGAGGGAGGAGGAGGAGAAGCUAAGAAAAGAAGAAGAGGAACGUUUAGCAGAAGAGGCUCGACUAAAACGCCUGGAGGAGGAGAAGAAGCUUGCUGAGGAAAGAAAACUCCGAGAGGAGGAGGAGGCUCGUCUAGCAGAAGAAGAGCGGGUAAGACUGGCAGAAGAGGAGGCGCUGAAACAAGCGGAGCUCCAGAAGGAACGGGAGGAGGCUGAGGCCAAAGCUCUGGAGGAGGCAGAAAGAGUCCGGCAGGAGAGAGACCGGAUCAUGCAGCAGAAUCAGCAGGAACGGAUGGAGAGGAAGAAGAGAAUUGAGGAAAUAAUGAAGAGAACAAGAAAGGGAGACUCAACUGACUUCAAGAGAGAUGACGAUAAAUGCGCACAGGAGAAUGGAGAAGAGAGCGGGGACCAGAAUGACUGUGAAAUACAGAGCCAGACAGAGGACCUAGCUAUGGAGGACAGCAGAGACGAGCUGUGUACUGCUGAGGCUGAGCCACGAGAGGAGCCCCUGGGCAGUGUCAAUGGGAAACCAGAGACUGAUGACAAAGAGAACAACAAUGAUGUGAACACAGAUGAGACCCAGGCAGUGAGUCCAGUCCCUAAAGGCCUGCUCACAGAGGGCUCGGAGUACUUGAAUGAGCAGGAGUCCACCAGGGUGGGUCUGGUCUCGGGCCUCAAUGGUAAAUCCAACCAGUGGAGCUUUGAGGGACUCAUUGACCUCAACGUCCACCCCAGGACUCGGCCUCUCAUGGAGGCAGAGGACUGUAACCAGGUCUUGAUUAACUGUGAUGGGAGUUCAGAUGGAAGUAAAGUCGCCUUUGAGGACAACGGCGCCCCUGUCAACACUCUGCAUUCUGCUGCUCAACCAAUAGAAGCCCUGUCCGAUGUUUGAUGCAGCCGCCAGUCCUGGGAGGCGUCGUACUGUCGCACUUCUGAUUCUUCUCGCCUAGCGCUUACCAAUUCCUGUCUACUUCGUCUUUCUCCUCCUCCUCCUCACUGAGGAAGAAGCACAAGGUGAAGCAGUGAUACAGUUGCACCCUCCUACCAUAUGGAAAUGAAUAUAUUAAAUGAUAUAUUAAGUAACAUUAUGCUUCAGGGAAAUUCCACAAAGUCCUUCAGUGUGCUUGCUCCAGGUCUCUCUCCUUGUUCAUUUGUUUCCGUCUAAUUUUGCUGAUGUUUUUUAAAGGUUUUGUCUUUGUCAGGGGUGCAUUGUUGUAAUUUAUUAAUUUUUUUUCUUAUAUGUUUAGUAUUUUCCAAUGUAUGAAAAUAUUCCAGGACACGUGCAUGUUAUGUUGUGAGCUGAAAGUAAGGAAAAUGGAAGGAACAUUGAUACAUUCUGUUCGAUGGGGUGGCAUUGACGUGCCAGGUUUUGGCACGUGAUCCGACUAAAUUUACUUGACCAUCCAGAAAUAUGGCCUUAAAAUGUGUUUGUGUAUUUAAGUGUGAAAUGACUAAACUGUCUUUGCUGACGCACGCACAGUUCAGUGACCUCCCGUCAGGUUCUCAUAGGUGGGGGUGGAUUCCAUAUUCCUGCUUAACUUCACUGAUCUGUCCCGUCGCUCGUUUUAACACACACCUGGUGAAGGACCUUCUCUCGUGUCGUUUGCUCUUUUGGCCACUAGAGGGACUCAGGAGCACAACUGUUACAUUAUGUCUCGGCAUAGCAAAUUCUCAUGUUCAGUGAUGUUUUUUCAAUUUGUUGUUACCAGUUUGUUUCCUGUUAGGGUUUGUUUAAUUAUAUGUUUUACAUGUGAAUAUAGAAUUUAACUAACAUCAUUGAACAAGGUAUCAAAUUAGCAUUGAGGGUGGAGUCUUGUGUAAGUUGACUUCACAUUGUUAACACAGACUGGUAGCGUCCAUUAGUAUCAUUCAUAACGGCUUCUGAGCUUCUUAAGGUGGUAUGUCUGUGUUACUGAACUGACCUUGAAUGUUUGGCUGUUUUGUCACAUCUAAAACUCAGGUUUUUGUAAAUCUGGUUUUAACUCGCGCUUUACUAACAUGUUUCCAUCCUUUGCUGUGUCUGUGUGGCUCUGUCAAGUACUCCACAUAUUUCUGUUUAUUUUCUAAGACCUUUGUUCCUGCCUCAGCAUCUGACAAAAAGCAUUUCAACAUUCUUUUAUAAUGUAAAAUGUGGUUAUGUAUGAAAAUACGUUUCUACAGAUAUUUAAGUGUUAUUCUAAUAUGUGUAUAUAAUCAGUAUUAGGCAAAUGAUGCCAUGUGUUGGGUGGAAUGUGGAUAACUAACUAACUUCUGUGUAUGUGACCGUGCUAUAACUUGGGUUUCGGUUCUCUGUAACCAAACCGUCAGGUUAAAGUUGGGCAGCCUGAGGAUCCAAACUGCAAUGUUACAAUAUUGCUUUACACAGACUAAUGUCGACAUGUUGAUGACAAACGGAGCUUCUCCAGCCCUGAGCAAACACUUACGACCUGUGAAAACAGCCCCAGUUUUGCCUCAUGAUGCUUUCAAUGCCAUCUACGGUUCUGUAGUACAGUUCUAUUGGACCUAUUAGCUCAGGGAGCUAAAGGAUCAUAACACAGGUCAGGUUUGAUUCCCCUGUUUUAUGGUGGUUCUAUUCCGUGAUCUGUAAAUCUGCGACUCUAAUAGCACAGAAUGUAACAGACCCUAUGAAACCAUCCUUUACUGUGUCUCAGAGCUUCCCACCGCUAAUGCUACGAUAUUCACCUAGAAAACAUGAGAUUCUUUGCACUGUCACAUAUUAUUAGACUUUUUACUGAGGAUUAGCUUUACUGUACAGAUUGACAGAGUUUUUGUGGAGGAUGCGCUUCGCUCAGAUUAUUAGAGGAUGUAGAAGUUUAAUAACCCACAACACAACUGGCCUGCACCCAGAUCCCUCCCACACCUUCCCCACUCAGCUCUCCACACACGAGUAGCACCCAUGGGAGGCUGUAGCUGCUGCUUGAACAGGACCUGCGUCCUGUCCUCAGUGUCGUUGGUAACAAUAGGAUAGAAAUGGUGCCUUAGACUGAGAUGUAGAAUUGAUGUUGUGUCACACGUAACUAGAAGAGCUUGUCCUUACCUCAGCCUCGACAAUCAGUCCACCCAACCAGGGGCGACUUUGUGAAUAUGAAUGUUUCUCUGCAAGAUUUACAAACCUAACGAUGCCCUGUUCACAUGAAAUCUGUAAUGUAAAUAUAUCUAAAGUUUACUGAGAUGAUACGAACUGUUAAUAAAGUGUUGCAGAUACGUC
This is a messenger RNA of Betta splendens (Siamese fighting fish), 4952 nucleotides long. It is a transcript of the gene map7d3, whose product is annotated as MAP7 domain containing 3. Lineage: Eukaryota; Metazoa; Chordata; Actinopteri; Anabantiformes; Osphronemidae. The transcript is spliced from 20 exons. The record is from RefSeq and is a predicted model, not a curated record. Bases 369 to 2636 code for a protein of 755 amino acids. Gene Ontology annotation, cellular component: microtubule cytoskeleton. Gene Ontology annotation, biological process: microtubule cytoskeleton organization.